AUGGCCGUAACAGUCGCCCACGCAGGCGAGCAUACUACCCUGCCAGCAUACAAGCAGGUCGACGAGACUAAAUAUGAUCUUGAUUGGGCAGAUCUGGUCACACUGGAUCUUUCCACGUUCGACCAACCCGGAGGCAAAGAGGCUCUAGCCAAGCAACUCUUUGACGCCAUCCAAAACAUUGGCUUCUUCUACAUUGUCAAUUUCGGCCUCUCUCAGGAAGAGGUUGACCGCCAGUUUGCGAUCGGCAAGUCUUUUUUCCAGCUAUCUACCGAGGAGAAGCUCAAGUACCGUGCCGAUCUAGCCAACGGCGGCUACAAUGGCUACAAACCUCUCGGGUUGCGUGAGAUCAAGCCUGGUAUCUUUGACAACACAGAGAUUUACAACAUCCCCAAGUUUAUUCCAGAACUUGAACGACCACAGCCCGAAGUCAUCAACGUGAAUAAGCUUGAGAUUGAGCGAUUCGCUCGUCACAUCCACUCCAACAUUGCUCUCAAACUUCUCACUCUCUUCGCUAUCAUCCUAGAGCUCCCAGAGGACUAUUUUACCAAGUCUCAUCGCUAUGACGAGGCUGUCUCGGAUUGUCACCUUCGCUACAUGAAGUAUCAUCCUCGAGAUGCCGGCAUCAAUGCCAAGCUCGAUAAUGUGUGGGUCAAAGGCCACACUGACUAUGGCAGCCUCACGCUUCUUUUCCGUCAACCUGUCGCGGCGUUGCAAGUCCGCACCCCAGACGGCAACUGGAAGUGGGUAAAGCCGUAUGAUGGCAGCAUCACAGUGAAUGUGGCCGAUGCUCUCCAGUUCUUGACGAAUGGAUUCUUGAAGAGCUCGGUUCAUCGCGUGGUCGCGCCUCCGCCGGACCAGGCUGGGAUCACCCGUCUUGGUGUUUUGUACUUUGUGAGACCAGAGAAUGGCCUCGAACUCAAACCAGUGGAAAGCCCUGUGUUGGAGAGGUUGGGCUACAAGCCCGAUGAGAGUUCGCAGUUGGGAGCAGGCAUCACGGCAGGAGAAUGGGUCAAGGCGAGGGUCAAGGCUGGGGUGGACAGAGGCGAGAAGGCGAGGAGUGAGGUAUCUGAGCAGGAGAUUAUCAAGGGAGUCAAAGCUAAAUAUUAUGAUUAG
Fusarium falciforme is the source of this 1113-nucleotide messenger RNA. RefSeq lists its product as hypothetical. Bases 1 to 1113 code for a protein of 370 amino acids. Lineage: Eukaryota; Fungi; Ascomycota; Sordariomycetes; Hypocreales; Nectriaceae. The record is from RefSeq and is a predicted model, not a curated record. The transcript has 3 exons. Gene Ontology annotation, molecular function: dioxygenase activity.